UGCUGCUGCCGACUUGGAGUCAGGGCCAGACUCUGCACCGGACCUCGUCAGCGACGAAGAGGAGGGAGAGGACGAAGGGGACGUGAGGCUGCCCAGGGAGGCUGUGGGGGGCCCGCUGGGGCUGCCCUGUCGUGGCCGGCGGGUCUCCUGCCGGGACCUGGGCCGGGUGGACUGUGAUGGCUGGCUCCUGAAGAAGAAGGACCACGUGGCUUUCAUGGCCCAGAAGUGGAAACGGUGCUGGUUUGUGCUGAAGGGCCACACGCUCUACUGGUACCACCACCCCAACGAUGAGAAGGCUGCAGGACUCAUCAACGUGGCCACCUACGACCUGGAGAGCACGAGGGAGCAGAAGAAGAAAUACGUGUUCCAGCUCUCCCACCAGAGGUACAAGCCCUUCAUCUUCGCUGCAGAAACGUUGGCUGAUUUGAGCAUGUGGGUCAGUCGCCUGAUAACAGCCAAAACAAAGCAUGCGCUGGCCAACCAGUCAGUCCCGGACAGGGAGGAAGAUUGUUACAGUGAGACAGAAGCAGAGGACCCCGAUGAGGAGUCCCCCAGGCAUGGAAGUGACUCGGUGAGAUCCUCAUCUCACCUCCUGCCUCAUAGGCUGCAGAACACCCCGGACAAAUCCCAGCUCUUCCCAGCCGGUGGUGAGCCCAGCAGUGCAGCCAGUAGCCCCCAGGGCAGCCCCCGGCCCUGCUCGCCCAUGGAGCCCGGCGGGGAGGAUCUGGAGUGCCUGAUGAGGUGCCUGACGCAGGGGGGGGUGUCCCUCAUCGGGCAGCAGCGGUUCCUGACGCAGGAGCAGUGCCGAAAAUCCUUCAUCCGGCGCAACAGGAACCCCCACAUCAACGAGAAGGUGCACGCCGUGCGGGCCCUGCAGAGCACGCUCAAGGGCAGGGUGGUGGAGCUGCAGGCCCUGGAGCAGCUGCUGGGUGACUCCACGCUCACCUCUGAGAAGUUCACCCGCUGGAAGGAAGAGCACCAGGAGCUGUACCAGGAGCUGCAGGAGUGGUGGGCACGGCGGCAGGGCCAGGACCCCAACGGGGGACAUGAGG
Messenger RNA from Merops nubicus (carmine bee-eater), 1052 nucleotides. RefSeq names its product connector enhancer of kinase suppressor of Ras 1 (gene CNKSR1). The record is from RefSeq and is a predicted model, not a curated record. Lineage: Eukaryota; Metazoa; Chordata; Aves; Coraciiformes; Meropidae. The annotation marks the transcript as partial. The transcript has 9 exons.